Fragaria vesca subsp. vesca is the source of this 1935-nucleotide messenger RNA. Its product is annotated as electron transfer flavoprotein-ubiquinone oxidoreductase, mitochondrial-like. Gene Ontology annotation, biological process: electron transport chain. Bases 73 to 1800 code for a protein of 575 amino acids. The transcript is spliced from 18 exons. Gene Ontology annotation, cellular component: mitochondrial inner membrane. Lineage: Eukaryota; Viridiplantae; Streptophyta; Magnoliopsida; Rosales; Rosaceae. Gene Ontology annotation, molecular function: electron-transferring-flavoprotein dehydrogenase activity; iron-sulfur cluster binding. The record is from RefSeq and is a predicted model, not a curated record.
AGGCAAUAGACCGAAUAGAAAAAAAGAAAGAACAGCGAGAAGGAAAAAGAAGAGAGGGAAGGACACGUAAGGAUGAUGCUGAGGAAUCUCCUGAAACGAAACUCGAAUUCGUACCUUGGGCGGCUGGCUUCUGGGUGGAGUUGGAGAUGGAGGAGGAGGACCUUUUGCAGUGAACCGCAGAGAGAUUCUAUCCAAUACGACGUCGUCAUCGUAGGCGCGGGACCGGCUGGUUUAUCGGCGGCGAUUAGGUUGAAGCAAUUGUGCCGUGAAAAUGAUACUGACUUAUCAGUCUGCGUCGUGGAGAAAGGAGCUGAACUGGGUGCUCAUAUUCUUUCUGGAAAUGUUUUUGAACCCCGGGCACUGGAUGAGCUUCUCCCCAAUUGGAAACAGGAAGAGUCGCCCAUCACCGUCCCUGUUUCCUCUGACAAGUUUUGGUUUCUUACAAAGAAUCAUGCAUUUCCGUUGCCCUGUCCUUUUAAUAACAGAGGAAACUAUGUCAUAAGUUUAAGUCAGUUAGUACGAUGGAUGGGAGUGAAGGCAGAAGAAUUAGGAGUAGAAAUAUAUCCAGGUUUCGCUGCUAGUGAGAUAUUAUACGACUCAAAUGACACUGUUGUUGGCAUUCGAACUAAUGAUAUGGGAAUAUCCAAAGAUGGUUCAAAGAAGGAAAAUUUUCAGCCUGGAAUAGAAUUGAAAGGGCGGGUGACACUUCUAGCUGAAGGGUGUCGAGGAUCAUUGUCAGAGAAUAUAAUGGAUAAAUACAACUUGAGAGCGAAGGGCCAUGCUCAGCAUCAGACUUAUGCCUUGGGAAUCAAAGAGGUUUGGGAAAUUGACAAGGAAAAACACAAACCAGGGGCUGUGAUUCACACGCUGGGUUGGCCCUUGGACCAGAAGACAUAUGGAGGUUCAUUUCUGUACCACAUGAAAGAUAGACAGAUUUGUAUAGGCCUUGUGGUUGCUCUGAACUAUCAGAACCCAUUCUUAAGUCCAUAUGAAGAAUUCCAGAAAUUUAAGCAUCAUCCUGCAGUCAAGCCACUGCUAGAGGGUGGGACUGUUCUUCAAUACGGUGCUCGCACCUUGAAUGAAGGUGGCUUUCAGUCUAUCCCAUAUCCAGCUUUCCCUGGAGGAGCAGUUAUUGGCUGCUCUGCUGGCUUUUUGAACGUGCCUAAAAUUAAGGGAACACAUACUGCAAUGAAAUCAGGCAUGCUAGCUGCAGAGGCAACUUUCAGUGCUCUUCGUGAAGGCUCGAAUAUGGAUAAGUACUGGGAUGAUUUAAGGAAUUCGUGGAUAUGGGAAGAACUAUAUAGAGCACGGAACUAUCGACCGGCAUUUGAGUAUGGAGUUAUUCCUGGCUUGGCCAUAAGUGCGUUAGAACGCUAUAUAAUUAAAGGGAGAGCCGCAUUAACACUGAAGCAUGGAAAACCUGAUAAUGAAGCAACAAAUGUCGCAGAGUUCCACAGUCCAAUUAAAUAUCCAAAGCCAGAUGGAGUUUUAUCUUUUGACAUUCUAACCUCCUUACACAGGAGCAAUACAAAUCAUGAACAUGAUCAACCAGCUCACCUUCGGUUGAAGGAUCCUAAGAAGCCUGAAGUUGUCAACUUGCCAGAGUAUGCUGGUCCUGAAUCACGAUAUUGUCCUGCACGUGUUUACGAGUAUGUCCCUGGUGAAACCGGUCAGCUGAAGUUGCAGAUCAAUGCUCAGAAUUGCCUACAUUGCAAGGCUUGCGAUAUCAAAGACCCAAAGCAAAACAUAGAGUGGACAGUUCCAGAAGGAGGUGGUGGCCCAGGCUAUUCCAUAAUGUAGAAGAAACACUGUGUCUGUAAUAUUUCUUUCUAAAAUAAUUAAAUUGCUAACGGGAAAGGAUUCAUACAGUUUGAUGUGGAAUUUCCAUUAAUCUUACAUCGGGUCAAAAAGUUGUAUCAAAAGAAUCAUGCUUUC